UUAGGAUAAUAUUGAGGCAGGUUCGUCGACUAAGGUUGUGGAUUGCAUUUUGGAACUUAAAGCAUACCACGAGUGGAAGCAAAUGACUGGAGGCGUCGGAUGUUAUAAGCCUCUAAGGUCUCCUCUCUUGACCCCUUCAAGAGGAAGGAUUAAAGAACAAACACAUGUGACAAUCAAUUUUGAUUGUCACAGGCGAUUGGAAAUGUCGGCUAGCUUUCCAAAACAAUCAUCGACAGAUGAAGAAAUUAAGAAACUUGAAGGCAUGAUUGUCAAGGCUAUAGCUGAAAAAAUGGUGGACAUGAAGGAAAACAUGGGCUCUUUUCAGAAUGGGAAUACGAACCAAGUUGAAUUGUUCAGUAGGAUCUUCUCUAUCUGCUUAGAUGAACAACUUCAAAACAAGUCCCCUAAGUGUUGUAGAUCUUGCAUAAAGAAGGGAAAAUGCAACCACUGGACUCUAGUUGUGAUGCAAGAAAAGGAACUUUCAAAUCUAAAGGUCCUGUUAGCGAGUACGAAGAGAGAGUUUGAAAAUCUGCAGUCUCAGCUACAAAGUAAUCUGAAGCAACUUGCAACAACUGAGCUUCAGGAAGGAUAUGAUGUCACAAAAUCAUAUGAUCAAGCGGGUAAUGAUAGUUUCAUGAAGACUCCUCCGAGUCCACCUUUUGCUUUUAGAAGCCAGGAUACUCCUCAAACUCCAGCUUCUGGUCUCAAAUACCAGCAAGAUCCUCGGAGUCCAACUUCUGGUUUUAAAAGCCAACAGCCUCCUCGGAGUCCAACUUCUUGUUUUAAAAGCCAGCAGCCUCCUCGGAGUCGAACUUCCGCUUUGAAGAGCUGCAAUGCACCUGGGAGUCCAACAAGUGCUGCCAUCCAAAGCCAG
This is a messenger RNA of Capsicum annuum, 874 nucleotides long. RefSeq names its product kinesin-like protein KIN-14L. The record is from RefSeq and is a predicted model, not a curated record. The transcript has 6 exons. NCBI's taxonomy places the organism in Eukaryota, Viridiplantae, Streptophyta, Magnoliopsida, Solanales, Solanaceae. The annotation marks the transcript as partial.